AUGUUGAUGUGGUUUUUCAUUUCUUUCUUUUUGCUCAGGUAUUUUGUGUAUUUUUUUGACUUAGUAAUCUUUGCCAAUGCCAUUUUCAUCGCGCUGGAGCGAAACGAUGCGGAAGUUCUGUUCCUGGUUCUAUUCAAUAUAGAAAUAUUACUUAAGCUGUAUACUUACGGCUGUAAGGAAUUCUUCUCUCUAUACUGGAACAUGUUAGUAUUCACUCACUUUUUAUCUGUUGUUUCAACUCAAUCUCCUAUACUAUUUUGUACUUUGUUUUGCCAGACUUCUCUUAUUAUCCCGGCCAGCAAAAUACUCUUUAUCCUUUCCUUUCAGAGUCUUUAGAAAUUUUUAGAAUAGCUCUUUACGGCACUGGAACUGGGCAAAUGUGAAUUUAUACUACGUGACCAAGUUUUCCCUUACAUGUAACUUGCGCUUUCCUGUUCAUUACUUCUGCCCCCAAAUUAGUACCUUCACGUUAGUUUUGUCUUUAACAAUUGUUUUGGGCUGUUUUUAGCUGCACGUUUGCUAUUGAGAAAUUCUCAACUUGAAUCUGACGUUUGCCGUCUGCCGUAAACGUCACUCUAGAGUGACAAACACUUGAAAUAUAGUUAGCGAUUUUAUCUCCAUUUUGUUAAGUUAUUUAACGACUGUUCUAUAUUUUGUUCUUUCAGAUUUGAUUUUUUAGUCAUAGGCAGUGCAACAUUAGCCCUCAUCAUUGAAACUUCUUAUGAAUCGUGUAGGUGGAAUUCAUGUAACAGUGAUAUACUUAAUGUAAUCAUUUAACACGAUAACUUAUUCGACUCCGUCAACUUACGACCUUUUGCAGCCUGUUUCACUGGCCGCUUUUUCUUGCAACUUUACCCACAGUUUUGUGACAAAAACAUCUAAAAUGAAAAAUUCCUAUAUUAAGACUAAAAGGGAGAAAGACAGAAAAAACAAAAAGAAAUAAAGAAAGUUUGAUCCUCAAUCUCAAUAUAACCAUAUCUUUGACUGUCUAUUGGUUGGACACCAUUCUAAUAUAAGACGGUCACUUGUACCAUUUCCAACUGUGUCCCUCUUAGAGAGCGUUGACUGUAUACUUUUGUUAUUUCUCUUUUAAUAGUGCAGUCGAGUCAAGGCGUGUUGGAUUUUCUUAUGGUCCUUCGAGUUCUUAGAUUGGUCAAGAUCAUGGGUCAAAUCAAACGGUUUGUCGGAUUUCUUUUCAAAAAUCUCCAUCCGUUACACGUAAUUAAUAUCUGACGCGUCUCAGCGUAGCCUCCCCGCAGACGUCCUUUGGGGUUCGUUUGUCACGCAUUCAUUUCUCCCCCACGGAAUGAAGGCGUGACAAACGAACCCCAAAGGACGUCUGCGGGGAGGCUAGUCUCAGCGAAGUCAAAUCCACUUUUUCACUUUUCAGUUAUUUUUAUCCAUACAUGAUAUAAACAGUCUUGUUUUCGGAGGAUACAUUUUUCUUUAUGCUACUCCAGCCUCGUACUCAUGUUUUUUGAGGCCACCAGGUCCAAGUAAUUGUCGUCUUUCAAUUGUCAAAAAGGAAUUUCUGCUAUUCUUCAAAAAUGCUAACUGCCAAUUUAUUUUUAUAAUGUUCAGACUUGGGAGUAGAGCUUGCCACACAAACUUUUCUUUCUUUUUUCAAAAAAAAAUUAGCCGUCUGCUAAAUUUGUUCUUUUCCGUCUAUUUUAUGAACAAAAAUAAUAUGUUCACUCACAGUAGACACACGGCAACUGUGUCAGUGUGAUGUUUACAGAAGACUGAGAAUUCAACAGACAAGCAAUUUAUAGGGCGAAUGACCGCCUAAGUUCCAUAAGGCUGUGCAUUUACGUAUUCUAGUUAUAUUUAUUGGAGAAGUUCGUUUUAAGACUCUUCCUUAAGGUUUCAUUGAGUUUCAGGACACUCGAAAAUAAAGAAGGCACGCUGGAGCCCGGUUGCUUUCAGUUUUCCGUGUUUGGUAGCCCGGUCAAACGCUCCCAUUUGAAAUAUAAUCGAGCCUAGCCUGGAAACAUGCCCACAUAGUCCUCUGAAUGAUGGUUUUGUGAAGGUUAGGGACAAUGCUAUUGUCCUGUUUUAUUUUUUUAGUAUUUUUUUCAAACAAUAGGUGUAUUUUUUACUUAACUAAUAAUAAUGACCAGCUUGAUACGGACACUUUCUAUGGCCCUGUGAAGGUCCCGGCAUAAAGGACGUUUGAUUGUAUUACUUCAUCGUUUUUUCAUGUCAUUUUUUGGCCAGAUUUCAGGUCGUUGUUGGAACCGUCAUGCAGAUUGGCCCGGCAAUGGGCACGUAUGGUGCAAUUAUGUUCGUAAGUCUAAUAUCUGUGUUAUUAAAUAAAAUGCUUGUAAAUUUUCGUUAAAAAUAAAACUUGGGUUGCUCGUCACUUCUUAAAAUAUGCUCCUUAAUGACGCCCUUUCCUAACCCUAACCCUAACCCGUUCGAAUUUUCCAAUAAAACAUAUGUUAAACUACUUCGAAGAAAGAAGGUUUUAGGUCAUUCUCGUUUUACCUUUACCCGGUUCAAGUGCGCACCUUUUCACUCAUAUUCUUUGUUUGUUUCCACGUGGCAUGGAUGCGAUGACAGGUCCAAAAAAUAUAAUUUCUCACAGAAUUUGCAUGGAAACAUGGCCGCCGUGACGUCAGCAGUAAACUGGUCCAAGUAAAGACUUCUGGGAACGUUAUUGGAGACGCGGUGGUCAGCUAUUGGCCAUUUUUUCCUCUGUCCCCAGUGACAUCCCCAGUUGACCCAGAAGUAGCCUGCAUAACGAGCGUUUCCGUUUGGUGUCGGAGCAAAGAAAGCCCGAGGAACGGGAUUUUCGGUUUUGGCCGCACAAGAAAUGGAACGAGAGCCAAAAAAUGAAACUGAGGGAGGAGCGGGAUGGUUAGGGUUACUUGCUCUAUUUUUCGUGUGGUGUUUGACUCUCGCUCCUCGUUCUUUGCUCCGAAACCGCACAGAAACGCCUGCUACGCAGGCUAUCCCAAAAGUCUUUACUCUCAUCCACACGCAAAUUUACUUCAUUUUCUAGCCUGCGUAGCAGGCGCUUGGAAGUAGUUGGCGCAAAAAAGAACGGGCGCGCGAGAGGGAGACACGCGAGGGGAGAGGCGUGUCUCCCUUUCGCGCGCCCGUUCUUUCUUUCGCUCACUACUUCCAAGCGCCUGCUACGCAGGCUAUUCAUUUUCAUGUUAGUGGUCGGCACCAGGCCUAGGGUUGAACCUAGCGAAAUGUUUGGACCCCUUAUUAAAAAUUCUGGACCUGCUCCGUUCUAAAAUGUAUUUCGUUUAUAUUAUUUGUAGGUCUUGUACUACAUGUAUGCCAUUCUGGGAAUGGAGUUAUUCAGUGGUUUGAUCAAAUCGGAAGGCAGUUACCCUUCAUCUGAUAGCAACGGAACGAGUGAAGAAAAUGUCACUGAGUUCUGUGGCAAUAUCAAGCUAAAUGGUUCCGACUUUUAUGCGGAUCGCUAUUGUAAUAACAAUUUUAAUGACAUUCUGAGAUCGUUCAAGGUUCUGUUUGAUUUGAUGGUUGUAAAUCAAUGGCACAGUAUCCUUUGAAUCAAUUUACUUUUGUUUAUUUUAGAUUAAACUUGAAUUUAUAGUUAGUUUCGUUAUUGAAUAGCGCAGCUCCAGGUACGUCGUCGCUGCUUAAGGAUUCUGCGUCGGAAAUAUUUAGAGCUUUUUUGAGAAUGUUUGGAAACUUAUUAAGAGGGUACACCUACACCCCAGCCUCCUCCCCAGGCGCUUCGUUUUUCGCAUCGUAGAAGCGAGCGCGAAACGCGAGUGACUGGUGAUGCACUGCAAGGGACCAUGGGAACGGUACAGACGGCAGGCGAAGCACGUCUCGCCCGUUGUCUCCUUCCCGCCUUCCUUUGCGCGCACAUUUUCUUCGAGAGAGAGACGUCUGCGUACGAGGCAGCCUACACUCACUGCCAAGCACGGUAAACAUAUGUAAAGCGCGGGAAAAUUUGGUUAUGGUCAUUUGAACUCUGUAUAGCCGUGUUUGUGUUCUUUGAUUCCUCUGUGACUUCACCAUUUUAAUUAUAACUUUAACAUGCUUCCAGUUAUAACUCAAGGUUAUGUUCGUGUUACAAACAAGUUUGCAAGGAUUUAUUUCCUGUCAUUUCAUCUUUUCUGUGUUAUCGUGGUUCUCAAGUGAGUACUUUUUUUUAAUAUAUAGCCGUCGCUUGUCAGCGUUAUAUUAUAAGCCGUCAAUUUUCGCCAAUUACUUGAUAUCACCAGUUUUUGUUUUAACAGAAACGUCAUAAGAACCCUUUUUUGAGGUGCAACAGUUUUCAUACGCUGUUGAGGCGGCCGCCAUUUACAUUUAAACCUGUAUUAAGCGGUCACCCCGGCGUGGGAAUGGCCAAAUGACCGUUUAAUGCAGGUUGAUGGUUAUUAUACAGGCUUAACAACCCUAGGAGCUUUAAUAAAAAAAUUAAGAUAAUAAAGCGAAAUAUCUAUCAUACGACAAAAUUUAAUUGACUUGAUAGUGUUUCUACUUCUAUGGUGUCAAAAGAAAAGUAAGAGUAGGAGACCACUAAAGCCCCCUGCAAACGGACGCAAUAUAUUUGGCCAACAACUCCCAGCGCUCAGUGUUGGAUUUUACAUGUUGCGUCCGUCUGCACACCCUGUUGCUUGUUGCUGCGUGUUGUUGGGAGUUGCUGCAUCCGUUUGCACACCACUACCAACACGGACACAACAACUCCCAACAUUGUUGGCCCACCACUCGUUGGCACCUCGGAAAAGGUGACCACAACCGCCUAAUAGAUUUGACCACUUGAUACAGGUCAGUCUAAAAAUAAUCAAGGGAAACUAUUUUGACUGUAAUAAGUUAAAAAAAUCUUUUUCUUUGAUUUUCAGUAUAUUUGUGGCAUUCAUCUUAGAAGCGUUUAUGUUGGAAUAUUCAUUCACCCACGGCAAAAUAGAAACUGUCUUCAACAAAAAGAUACAAGAAAAAGGCAUAGGCGUGGGAAUGUAAGUAUUCUGUGUAACUAUUAUGUUUCGCCCGGCAGUGCGCGACUUUGCGGAGCUAUAUCUUCGUUCGUCUUCAAACUGAACCACUUUCAAAACUUGGCGACUCUAGUGAUGUUACACGAGACAAUUCGCAACGACGAUUUUUUGCGCAACACAGCGUUGCAACAUUGUCGCGACAUUGUUUCAAAUGGUUACAACAUUGUUACAGCAUUGCAACCCUGUGGGGCGCUAAAAAUCGUCUUUGCGAAUCGUCCCGGGUAACAACGCCUUUUAAGGGCGUUCUUUCCAGGCAUGUUGACGGAUUUUCGCUAACUGGUCUCAGUGAAAAGGUGAAAAAACUGUGAAAGGAUCUAUUGAAGAUCGUUUGCCCCUGGUUCUGUAAAAACUGAUUGAGUACGAUUUAAUUACCGGUUCUAGGUGCCCAGUGAAAGAUAGAGCGGCGUCGAUUCUUUCUCUCGACGACACCGAUGAGGUGAUAAAAGAUCAGGGAAGCAAUGGUUUUACGUCAGUAGAACACCUCGCACUGGACACCGGUUUAAGAUUCAAAAUGCCGAGCCAGCAGAAGAAAAAUGCCGACCUUCUCCUACAGGAGAUGUUUGAGGAUGAGCUGGAGGAAGAUGAUAUCGGACCAAAAGAUGUAGAAGAUUUAGAUGAGCUUGAUGAAUUGGAAGAUAUCAUAGAGGCACAGUCCAAGAGGAGACUCACCUUUCACACAGUUGAUGCAGAGUAAACAAUGAGCCAUUUCCGAGUUCGAAAAACUCUCACUUUCAA
Messenger RNA from Porites evermanni, 5717 nucleotides. The record is from the annotation of a GenBank genome assembly. NCBI's taxonomy places the organism in Eukaryota, Metazoa, Cnidaria, Anthozoa, Scleractinia, Poritidae.